GGUCUGAUAAUAGCAAAAUGAGUCAAAACAAACUUAGAACGCAGAGAAACAAAGAAUAUUUAGAAAGGUUCAGGGAGGAGGAAAAUCCAAAACUUACUUUUGGAAACACACCUGUAGCUGGAAAUGAGUCAGUCACUCAACCUCCAACGUACCUCUCGGCACUAUCAAUCCACAAUGCAAAAUCCAGAAAUCCCGUUGAGGAACUUGAUAACGAUGUAAUUGCACACAUUUGCGCCCCUAGUUCUUAUCCGUUUGAGGGGCAUAGUCGUGUGCUUUUGGCCUAUUUUACGCCGGGUUGUGUUAUUUUGUCAUAUUUCAGGUCCCAGGCGUCAAAGGGAAGGCUAAGCACGAGUUUCGGGGCAUUCGGAGGUCAUUUCGUCAAACUGGAGACAAAACACGGGCAGGCCUAAAGCAUUACACGGCCGUGUACUGGUGGCCGUGCUUUUACUGCCGAGAGCAAAGUCGAGCUGGGAUAAUUGUGGCUAAAAACACGGCCAGAAGCACGACCGUGUCCACAAAAGCACGGCCGUGUCCUAUCCAAAACACGGCCGUGUUUAUCCCAACUGCUGGUCGUGUAAUUAACCCUGGCCGAGGCACGGGCGGGUUCAGGCAAAGCACGGCCGUGCCCUCGACCGUGCUUUGGCCCGUGAUGCCCUUUUAAGCAGAUUUUCAGCCAAACAGAAGGAGAUUCGAGUUUUUGAGAGAAAGAACGAUUCCUAGAGAGAGAAAGUGACGAACAAGAGUCUCCAAGUGCCAUAGAUUGAUUUUCAACACCAUUGGAGGCCAGUUUGAGUUUGGAGAAGUGCCGAUCAACGUCCAGGAGCAGGAAAUCAUCCUUCACAGUAUGAAUUCCGCGUCUGAUUCUGCUUUUGCUUCUUUCUCCAUGGAGUAGUUCUCCCAUUCAUCUGGGUAUGGAGAACCCUAGAUUUGUAUGUUAGGCUUUGAUUGUAUGAACCCAAGUACUGAUUCUAUGAUUUGAUUAUAUUCGAUUGAGGUUUGAAUGAUUGAAUGACUUGAAUCCUGAUCAAAUUCCUGUUGUUUCUGCUUUAACCUAGAAUGAGAAUAUCUGCCUAGGUUGAUAGAGCAUCCUUGAUUGAAGGUAGGGAGUUGGUGACUUUAGUCGAGGAGCCAACUCACUAUUCUGUACUGGAUUUACUCCGGUAGUGGAUGUUUUGUUUGUUAAGGUCUCAAUCUGUCUACUCCGGUGGAGGUUAGUCGCCCGCUAGAGACUCAGAUUGAGAGGGUCUGAAGACCUUUAGUCGAGACUUCAGGCUGUUUAAGAACCUUCCGCAGUAUAACUAUCAUAGAAACUGAACUUGGUAAUUACAAUCCGGCUUAACUGCAGUCUAGGGGGAACCAUAUCCGGGUGACCUCUCUUAACUUGAAUACAACCGUUUACUUGCUUUGUUAGUUUGAUAGUUUAGACUUGCAUUCCAGUUUCAUUGCUAGAUAACAAGAAUUCACUGAGUAGUCAUCAGAUCUAGGACCCGGGUUGAUAAUUAAACCUAAGCCCGCUAUACUACGCUUUAGGAAGUGGUUUCACUUGGCCAAUUCCUGGAGUGACAGUAGAAGUGAGUCAAGUUUUUGGCGCCGUUGCCGGGGACGGCUAGGUUGUUGAAGAAAAGUGAUUUCUGUUAAUUUAGCUUUUCUUUUUGCUUUGUUUGCUUUGUCCCACUUGUGCCUUCACGGGUUUGUUUGCUUGAGUGUGUGCAGGUAGUGCAUGACCCGUAGCCAGUCAGGAGGUUUAUUGCCGUUGAAUCCAGAGAUUGACCGCACCUGUCGCCAGCUCAGGAGACAACAGCGAGCUAGACUGGCUACGGAAGAGCGCAUAGACGGCCACCUGAGUAGCGAUUCUGAAGAAGAGUACGGGAUGGACGGAGACUACAAUCAACACCAGGGGAAUCCGCAGCAGGUUCCCCCGGUGAAUCAGGUCCUGGGGAACAACCCCAUACCCCAGGAUCAUGGAGUUCAUCAUCCACCGCAGCCGGGUCCCACCUUGGAGUACUACUACACUCCUCGGAUUGCUGACAUCCGCCCGAUCAUCCUCUACCCGCCUAUUCCAGCAAACAACUUCGAGAUCAAGCCAUGCUCGAUUCAACUCAUUACAUCCUCUAUCCAGUUCCAUGGCUUGAAGGAUGAGGAGGCCAGGGUACAUCUUUCCCGUUUUUUGCAGCUGACGAACGGGUUCAAGCUGAAUGGUGUCCCGGAUGAUGCAAUCCGCCUUCAUCUCUUCCCCCAUUCUCUGGCGGGGAAUGCUAAGAGGUGGUUGGAGACCCAGCCCCCAUUGUCCAUCACCUCUUGGGACGAUCUGGCUGACAAAUUCGUGCACAGGUACUAUCCGGCAUCGAAGACUACCGAGAUACAGCGGGAGAUCACUCACUUCCACCAAGAGCCAGAUGAGUCACUUCGUGAUGCAUGGGAGCGGUACAUGGGCUAUUUCUGGCAGUGUCCCCAUCAUGGCUUUAGUGAUGCAUUCACAGUGGGGAACUUCUACAGUGCUCUCUCUCCAGAUAGCCAGAGGGUGAUUGAGUCUCUAUGCCCAGGAGGGGAUGUUCUCACCAAGACUCCACCCGAGCUGAACCAGAUGAUCAGUACUUUGGCUGCCAGAGAUCAUUCUUGGGGACAGGGUAGCCGAGGCAGACAGUCCCGGGACCGUGGUGUGCACGCCAUGGAGACCAGAUCCGGGCUCGAGCAGCAGGUAGCUGAGCUAGUGCAGACAUUGAAACAGCCCAACAGUCUGAUUCCGUGCAGAGGUUUGGCUACACCUCCAGUAGCUCAAUGUCAGUGGUGCGAGAGCUCCAAUCACCUAGUGGAGGACUGCCAGGAUCUGAGGGAGUCUACCACACCCUAAGAGCAGUUGGCCUUCAUCGCCAAUGCGCGGCGCCUCGAUCCAUACAGUAACACAUAUAAUGAGGGGUGGCGCCAGCAUCCCAACUUCGUCUGGAGCAACAACACCACUAAACCACCUGGUUUCCCAGCACAGGCAGGUGGUUUUCAGCAGAGGCAGCCCUUCCAGGCUCGCCAGGGGCCAGACCCACAGCAGCAGCCCUACCAGCCUAGGCAGGGGGCAGCCAUUCCAGCAGCCCCAUCGCUAGUUUGCCGAGCCAGCAGCAGCUCCGGCCCCAGAUGACAGGAUGACGAAGCUGAAAACACGGCCAGAAGCACGACCGUGUCCACAAAAGCACGGCCGUGUCCUAUCCAAAACACGGCCGUGUUUAUCCCAACUGCUGGUCGUGUAAUUAACCCUGGCCGAGGCACGGGCGGGUUCAGGCAAAGCACGGCCGUGCCCUCGACCGUGCUUUGGCCCGUGAUGCCCUUUUUUUCAGCCAAACAGAAGGAGAUUCGAGUUUUUGAGAGAAAGAACGAUUCCUAGAGAGAGAAAGUGACGAACAAGAGUCUCCAAGUGCCAUAGAUUGAUUUUCAACACCAUUGGAGGCCAGUUUGAGUUUGGAGAAGUGCCGAUCAACGUCCAGGAGCAGGAAAUCAUCCUUCACAGUAUGAAGUCCGCGUCUGAUUCUGCUUUUGCUUCUUUCUCCAUGGAGUAGUUCUCCCAUUCAUCUGGGUAUGGAGAACCCUAGAUUUGUAUGUUAGGCUUUGAUUGUAUGAACCCAAGUACUGAUUCUAUGAUUUGAUUAUAUUCGAUUGAGGUUUGAAUGAUUGAAUGACUUGAAUCCUGAUCAAAUUCCUGUUGUUUCUGCUUUAACCUAGAAUGAGAAUAUCUGCCUAGGUUGAUAGAGCAUCCUUGAUUGAAGGUAGGGAGUUGGUGACUUUAGUCGAGGAGCCAACUCACUAUUCUGUACUGGAUUUACUCCGGUAGUGGAUGUUUUGUUUGUUAAGGUCUCAAUCUGUCUACUCCGGUGGAGGUUAGUCGCCCGCUAGAGACUCAGAUUGAGAGGGUCUGAAGACCUUUAGUCGAGACUUCAGGCUGUUUAAGAACCUUCCGCAGUAUAACUAUCAUAGAAACUGAACUUGGUAAUUACAAUCCGACUUAACUGCAGUCUAGGGGAACCAUAUCCGGGUGACCUCUCUUAACUUGAAUACAACCGUUUACUUGCUUUGUUAGUUUGAUAGUUUAGACUUGCAUUCCAGUUUCAUUGCUAGAUAACAAGAAUUCACUGAGUAGUCAUCAGAUCUAGGACCCGGGUUGAUAAUUAAACCUAAGCCCGCUAUACUACGCUUUAGGAAGUGGUUUCACUUGGCCAAUUCCUGGAGUAACAGUAGAAGUGAGUCAGAACUCGAACAGAGUUUGCUAGCCUAACAUUCACAUCAAUCCUCCUGAACGUAAUUGAAUUCCACUAGAAACCCAUGGUGUGUAAACAAAAACCAUAACUCGCCACCUGACAUCAUCUAUCCUGUGUUGGGAUCCAAACUUGACUUCACAAUUUAAUCAAUAUAGAAUGGUUAUUUCUAGGUAGCAAGAAUUAGAAACAUUAUCUUAUGAUAAUAACACAUAAAUGAAUUAAACAUUAUAAGCACAAUCAAUUAAAACAAAAAAAUCAAACAAACAUAUAUAGUAAUCAAUUUUAUGACAAAUAUAUGCAAACACAGGUGGCACAGACAAACCCAAAUUAAUCAACUACGAUGAAAUCGAUAUACCUCAAAUAAUCAACAUUACUUUAAUAUAAUGAAAGAAUCUAU
This is a messenger RNA of Linum trigynum, 4638 nucleotides long. Lineage: Eukaryota; Viridiplantae; Streptophyta; Magnoliopsida; Malpighiales; Linaceae. The record is from the annotation of a GenBank genome assembly.